This is a messenger RNA of Colletotrichum karsti, 744 nucleotides long. RefSeq lists its product as uncharacterized. The transcript is spliced from 2 exons. The record is from RefSeq and is a predicted model, not a curated record. Lineage: Eukaryota; Fungi; Ascomycota; Sordariomycetes; Glomerellales; Glomerellaceae. The coding region runs from base 1 to 744 and encodes 247 amino acids.
AUGUCUUCUUUCGACGGCAAGGUCAUUAUUGUCACUGGCGCGGCCUCCGGUAUGGGCCUUGCUACAUCUUUGACACUUCUCUCUGAAGGUGCAAAAGUCGGAAUGUGCGACUUGAACGGUUCGGCUCUCGAGAAAAUAUACAGCGAGCUGGAUCCCAAACUCCAAAGUCGUAUCUUCACCAAAUCCGUUGAUGUUACCGACCGUCAAGCCGUCAAGCGAUACCUGGAGGAGAUCAAGUCAAACUUUGGAAAGCUCGAUGGUGUUGCGAACUUCGCAGGUACAGGAGGCCACAAUAUCGGGACUGAGUCGAUUUGGGAAACGAGCGAUGAGGAAUUCGACUUCAUCACAAACCUCAACGUCAGAGGGGCGUUCAACGUCUUCGCCGAAACUCUCAAGCCAGGCGUUUUGGCUCACGGGGGAAGCUUCGUUCAGGUCGGGAGCAUGUUUUCUCUUCAGGGGUUCUUGAGAGGUGCCGUCUUCGCCGCUUCUAAGCAUGCGUCCUUGGGCAUGGUGCGGAGUGCAGCUAAGGAAGUCGGAGAUAGAGCCAGAGUCAACUGCGUAUUACCAGGUGCUAUUGAUACACCUAUGCAUCGCGCCAACCUCGAAAGAGUGCCCGACUUACCAGCUCCAACUCUGGUCGGUACAGCACAAGAAGUUGCAGAUGUCACAAUGUUUCUUCUAAGUGAUAAGAGCACAUUCGUGAAUGGGGCGGCUUGGAGUGUCGAUGGUGGCACUAGCCUUUGA